This is a messenger RNA of Elephantulus edwardii (Cape elephant shrew), 3363 nucleotides long. RefSeq names its product nuclear transcription factor, X-box binding 1 (gene NFX1). The coding region runs from base 1 to 3363 and encodes 1120 amino acids. The transcript is spliced from 24 exons. The record is from RefSeq and is a predicted model, not a curated record. Gene Ontology annotation, biological process: negative regulation of transcription by RNA polymerase II. Gene Ontology annotation, cellular component: nucleus. Gene Ontology annotation, molecular function: DNA-binding transcription factor activity, RNA polymerase II-specific; RNA polymerase II transcription regulatory region sequence-specific DNA binding; zinc ion binding. NCBI's taxonomy places the organism in Eukaryota, Metazoa, Chordata, Mammalia, Macroscelidea, Macroscelididae.
AUGGCGGAGGCUCCUCCGGUUUCAGGUACUUUUAAGUUCAAUACAGAUGCUGCUGAGUUCAUUCCCCAGGAGAGAAAAAAUUCUGGUCUAAAUUGUGUGACUCAAAGGAAACUGGACUCUAAUCGGAUUGGUAGAAGAAAUUACGGCUUACCACCUCCCUGUCACCCUUCCAGGCAAUUCCCUUAUGAUGACACCUCUGCCGUUCGUCAGCACGGUUACCAUCCAUCAGGAAGCAAACCUAAGAGUCAACAGUCUUCUCUGCAGUUUUCUGCUUCUAAUAAGUCACCCAGGAGCCCUGGCCUUCAGAGCCAACCUUGGCAGAAAUUAAAGAAUGAAAAGCACCAGACCAGAGUCAAGAAGGUGCAAGGUCUUCCUGAUCAGACGUCAGAUACAGUUAGCUUAGAAAGUGUGGCCAAGUCAGAGAGCGGGACUAACCCCACCGAGCAUAGCCCUUCUGAGAGUGAAAAGGACACUGUUAGUGCAGAUCCCAGGGGAGCAAAACCCAAAAAGGCAACUCCAUUUAUAUGCACUUAUGGUAGAGGACCAAAAGUCAAGGGGAAAUUCAAAUGCGAAUGGGGUAACAAGGCGUCUUUGAAACCUGAGGACAUCAAACCUGAAAAUACCAAACCUUCAGGAGUUAUCCACCCUGACCCUCUGGAUGCAUCCUUCAGAAAAGGAGUACUGGAUGGGUGUGGGGCCAGACGCAAUGAGCAGAGACGACACCCACAGAAAAGACCUCCUUGGGAGGUAGAAGGCGCCAGGCCUCGGCCGGGCAGGAAUCCACCAAAACAGGAGGGCCAGAGACAUACAAAUGCAGGACCCAGAAACAACAUGGCCCCUAUUCCAAAGGAUAAUCUCAUUGAAAGACCAGCAAAAUCUACCUGCGACAAUGGAAAUAUGGCAGUCAUUAGCAAGUCUUCCAGGAGAAUUGACCCAGAGAAAUGUUCUGUGAGGAGGCAGGAUCCCCAGGGAGCACCUCCUUUCUCCCGCAGCAAACAGAACCAUGUGCUAAAAAAUGUAGAAACGCAUACAGGUUCUCUUGUUGAACAACUAACUACAGAAAAAUAUGAGUGUAUGGUCUGCUGUGAGCUGGUUCGUGUCACAGCUCCAGUGUGGAGUUGUCAGAGCUGUUACCAUGUGUUCCAUUUGAGCUGCAUCAAGAAAUGGGCCCGGUCUCCAGCGUCACAAGCAGACGGCCAGAGUGGUUGGAGGUGCCCUGCCUGUCAGAAUGUUUCCACACAUGUUCCUAAUACCUAUACUUGCUUCUGUGGUAAAGUAAAGAAUCCUGAAUGGAGCAGAAAUGAAAUUCCACAUAGUUGUGGUGAGGUCUGUAGAAGGAAGCAGCCUGGCCAGGACUGCCCUCAUUCCUGUAACCUCCUUUGCCAUCCUGGACCUUGCCCACCUUGCCCUGCCUUUAUGACUAAAACGUGUGAAUGUGGACGGACCAGGCAUACAGUUCGCUGUGGUCAGGCAGUCUCAGUUCACUGCUCUAACCCAUGUGGUAAUGUUUUGAACUGUGGUCAGCACCACUGUGCUGAACUGUGCCAUGGGGGUCAAUGCCAGCCUUGCCGGGUCAUAUUGAACCAGGUAUGCUACUGUGGCACCACCUCCCGAGACGUGUUAUGUGGAACAGAUGUAGGAAAGUCUGAUGGAUUUGGGGACUUUGCCUGUUUAAAAAUAUGUGGCAAGGACUUGAAAUGUGGGAACCAUAUGUGUUCUCAAGUGUGCCACCCUCAGCCCUGCCAGCCAUGCCCACGGCUCCCCCAGCUGGUGCGCUGUUGCCCUUGUGGCCAGACUUCUCUCAGCCAAUUGCUAGAACUUGGAAGUAGUAGCCGGAAAACAUGCAUGGAUCCUGUUCCCUCAUGUGGAAAAGUGUGUGGCAAGCCACUGCCCUGUGGUUCCUCAGAUUUCAUUCAUACCUGUGAAAAACUCUGCCAUGAAGGAGACUGUGGACCAUGUUCUCGCACGUCAGUUAUUUCCUGUAGAUGUUCUUUCAGAACAAAGGAGCUUCCAUGUACCAGUCUCAAAAGUGAAGAUGCUACAUUCAUGUGUGACAAGAGGUGUAACAAGAAACGGUUGUGUGGACGGCAUAAAUGUAACGAGAUAUGCUGUGUGGAUAAGGAGCACAAGUGUCCUUUGAUCUGUGGGAGAAAACUCCGUUGUGGCCUUCAUAGGUGUGAGGAACCUUGUCAUCGUGGAAAUUGCCAAACAUGCUGGCAAACCAGCUUUGAUGAACUAACUUGCCACUGUGGAGCGUCUGUCAUCUACCCACCAGUCCCCUGUGGUACUCGUCCCCCUGAGUGCACCCAGACUUGUGCCAGGGUCCAUGAAUGUGACCAUCCAGUCUACCAUUCUUGUCACAGUGAGGAGAAGUGCCCCCCUUGUACUUUCCUGACUCAGAAAUGGUGCAUGGGCAAGCACGAGCUACGAAGCAACAUCCCCUGCCACCUGGUUGAUAUCUCUUGUGGAUUGCCCUGUGGUGUGAUGCUGCCAUGUGGGAUGCACCGGUGUCAGAGACUCUGUCACAAAGGAGAGUGUGCUGGUGAUGAGGCGUGCAAGCAGCCCUGUACCCUCCCCAGGGCUGACUGUGGCCAUCCGUGUAUGGCUCCCUGCCACCCUGGCUUGCCCUGCCCCAUCACUGCUUGUAAAGCCAAGGUGGAGCUGCAGUGUGAAUGUGGAAGAAGAAAAGAGAUCAUGAUUUGCUCUGAAGCAUCCAGUACUUAUCAAAGAAUAGCCGCCAUUUCCAUGGCCUCUAAAAUAACAGAUAUGCAACCUGGAGAUUCAGUGGAAAUCAGCAAGUUAAUCACCAAGAAGGAAAUUCACCAAGCCAGGCUGGAAUGUGAUGAGGAGUGUUCAGCCCUGGAAAGGAAAAAGCGGUUAGCGGAAGCAUUUCAUAUUACUGAAGAUUCUGACCCUUUCAAUGUACGUUCUUUGGGGUCAAAAUUCAGUGACAGCUUAAAAGAAGAUGCCAGGAAAGACUUAAAGUUCGUCAGUGACGUGGAGAAGGAAAUGGAGGCCCUUGUUGAAGCCGUGAAUAAGGGAAAGAAUAUUAAGAAGAGCCACUCCUUCCCUCCCAUGAACAGAGACCACCGCCGGAUCAUCCACGACCUGGCCCAGGUGUACGGCUUAGAGAGUGUGAGCUAUGACAGUGAACCUAAGCGCAACGUCGUGAUCACUGCAGUCAGAGGGAAAUCCAUUUGUCCUCCCACCACUCUGACAAGCAUCCUGGAAAAGGAAAUGCAGUCACGGCCUCCACCACCAAUUCCUCAUCACAGACAUCAGACAGACAAGAAUUCUGGAAGCAGCAAUUUGCAGAAAAUAGCCAAGGAGCCAGUAAUUGACUACUUUGAUGUACAAGACUAA